AUGUUAAUUAAAUAUUUAUUAUUAAUAGGGAUUUUAAUUUGUAGUUUCAAUAUAGUAUUUAUUAAAUCGGAUCAAUGUUUACAAGUAUUUUCAAAACCUAUUAAAUGUUCACCUAUAAAUCAUGAAUGUGGAGAAAAUGAUGAGUAUGGAGAAAUGUUAUUAUGUAAUGCAAAUCACUAUUGUUCAAAUUCUACAAGUAGUAGUGGAAGAUAUCCAGUAUGUAAAAAGUUACCUGGUCGAGAUGAAAAGUGUGAUCAUCGUAUAGGAUGUCAAUACGGGUAUAUGUGUGCAAGUAGUGGCCAUUGUAAAGAUUUUGGGUAUGGUCAAGUUGGACAAGAGUGUCGAGAUGACAAUCAAUGUUUGGAUGGGUUGUUUUGUAUUUGGAAUGGAACACAACAACAGAUAUGUGGUGCACCUAGUAGUUCUUGUGUAAAUGAUGUUCAAUGUCCAUUUGGACAAUACUGUUCUAGUAAAGAACAAGUAUGUCUUGAUAGACUUGUGGAUUAUCAAGAAUGUGACAGUAAUGAGGAAUCAUCUCCAAAAUGCCAACCAUUCUCUCAUUGUAUGCCAUCUGAUUCGUGGACCAGACAAGAUAUUUCAACAUAUCAAUGUAUUCCAAUGUAUAGUAUUGAUUAA
Molecule: messenger RNA, 636 nt
Organism: Cavenderia fasciculata
Lineage: Eukaryota; Evosea; Eumycetozoa; Acytosteliales; Cavenderiaceae
Exons: 3
Coding region: 1-636 (211 amino acids)
Source: RefSeq, a predicted model, not a curated record